CUGACCCGUCAUCGUACAGAAUCCAAACCCUCACACCCAUCUUUAAAGUGAGGAGGCCGAGGAAUCCGAGUGCGAGAAAGCGAGAGAUCAAUCAAUACGAUUUAAAAAAUAGUAAUCAGCGAAAGAAAAUGGCUGAUUCAUCAUCAGAUUCGUUCUUGAAGAAGCACUGUCGAGAAUUCAAAGGAUUCUGGGCUGAGCGAUUUCCAUAUACCGAUGUCUAUUCAAGAUUCAUCAGCCGCCAAGAGUCUCUUCCAUCAUGGUCUGAAUCCGAUAUUAACGAGUUCAUCGCUUCUGAUCCGUUCCAUGGUCCCAUCUUGAAGACUACUAGGGAAGCGGCAACCAUUGCCUUAGCAGGAAGUGCUAUUGGAGCUGUCUCGACUGCAGGUCUUGCCUGGAAAUACUCGAGGAGUUUACAUGGUGCCGGACUGGCUUUAUUAGGAGGAGGCAUGUUUGGUUGGACAUUCGGACAAGAAGUCGCAAACCACUGGCUUCAACUCUACAGGUUGGAUACAAUGGCUGCACAAGUCAAAUUCAUGGAAUGGUGGGAAAAGAAGUGCCAGAGGCGAUCUUAAAACUUAUAGUGCUGUUGAAUGCGGCACCUGUGCUCGGUUUCCAUUUGCUUAAUAAUGGCGACGUUCGAUGUUUUGGCUGCUUUUAGGAAACCUUGUAUUCGAGUUUGAAUGAAACCAUUGCUUACAUUACUUAGUUGCUGCAGUUCUAUCACAGUUGGCAAAUGAUUUUGUUUUUUCA
Messenger RNA from Hibiscus syriacus, 750 nucleotides. Its product is annotated as succinate dehydrogenase subunit 6, mitochondrial-like. NCBI's taxonomy places the organism in Eukaryota, Viridiplantae, Streptophyta, Magnoliopsida, Malvales, Malvaceae. The coding region runs from base 129 to 572 and encodes 147 amino acids. The record is from RefSeq and is a predicted model, not a curated record. The transcript is spliced from 4 exons.